This is a messenger RNA of Drosophila ficusphila, 1189 nucleotides long. It is a transcript of the gene Elp5, whose product is annotated as elongator complex protein 5. The record is from RefSeq and is a predicted model, not a curated record. Gene Ontology annotation, biological process: tRNA wobble uridine modification. Gene Ontology annotation, molecular function: tRNA binding. Gene Ontology annotation, cellular component: elongator holoenzyme complex; cytosol; nucleus. NCBI's taxonomy places the organism in Eukaryota, Metazoa, Arthropoda, Insecta, Diptera, Drosophilidae. Bases 116 to 940 code for a protein of 274 amino acids. The transcript is spliced from 3 exons.
CCCGACUCAACAAAGCUUUAAAACCCUAACGCCUCAGCUUUAACUUCAUCAAGCUUCAUUAUAAAGCACAAUAUAAAUAAAAAUAUCAAAUAAUCUCACAAUAAAUGCUGAUAAAAUGCUCUCCAACCUGCUGGUGACCAAACAAAAGGUGGUCCUCGUAAUAGAUGAGCUAAAUCGGGAGCGCAUUGCCCUCAAGUUCAUCGAAAGUUUGCUGCAUGAACAGGGACAGGGUGCGGAAACCAUCAAAUCCCUGCCCACUGGCGUCACCUUGAAGCACGAGGCCACCUUUGAAGCGCUGAUCAACGAGUGCGGCAACCACAACAAUAACAACCCUCCGGCGGGAGAAACCGGCGACCAGGAUGCAGAUAGUGCAGGAUCAAAGCCCUCCGGAUUUAACAUCAUCCUGCCCACUUUGGCCGACCUAUUGUGCUACCAAUCGCCCGCCUUUAUAUUUGGCCUAAUAAACCGACUGCGUCGCUCAGAGCACGUGCGUCGGGUGUUUAUUUGGGCAUCCCCACAGCACUUGCAGCAUCCCCAUUCCGCCUAUAUCUUGGCUGGGUGUGAGUACCUUGCCGAGUUGGUCCUUCGCCUGGAAUCGGACAAACUACUUUCACUGAUAGCCCGCAAGCCGGGUGGCGGAGUGUCCAACAGGCGCUUCUCUUGCCAGGUCAGCAAAACCCAGUUUCAAGUGACGCCACUGGACGGAGGACUUCCUGAAGGUGUAUCACCCAAACAAUCUAUACCAGAGGAAGAGCAAACGCCAGAACCAGCCAGCAGCACCUUCAAAAUAGAGCUAGACGAGGACGAAGUGGUGGCCCGUAAUGCACUGACCCUGCCAUAUGAACGCACCAGCGAGCCCUCUGAGGGCAACAUUAUCUACACACCCGAUGCCGACGAUGACUUCGACGAGGAGGAUCCAGACGAGGAUCUUUGCAUCUAAGCUGCCCGCCAGCAGCGAACGGCAGUACAAAUAGCCUUGGCUUUAAGUCUACUUAAGUCUAACCUACUGAAUACGUCAAAUACCUGGAAUUCCGGCCCCAAAGCUCCACCAAGGGGCGUGUGUUCAAGCAGAAUGAAUUAUUGAACGACCGCUUUUAGUACAUGUAGAAUUGCUCAUUUAUUUUGGAUAACUUGAUAUGUGAAUCAAAAAAUCGAAGAAACUUUGUGAAUACAACGGAUUCAAUUGCUA